UAUCAUUCAAAAUAUAAGAUGUAGAUCAGAAUUAUGUAAUUUACACAAAUAUUUCUCUAUGGGUGGGAAUUAUUUUGAAAUAUUGGCUAAAAUUUUAUUUUUUGUUGUGUUUCCAUUGUAAACACUCCAUCAGACGCUGCCAUGUUGCCAUGCUUUGGCAGUGACAUCACUAGUUUGAGUUGUCCCUCCCCUAAAAAAAUGUGUCGAAUAACAUCAACGAAGCUCACCUUUGCGCAUUCACGCAGGGCAAUAAAACGUUUGGUGGACGAAGUGAGACAAAGAAGGAGUGGCAUAAAACACGUCUCUCUGUGGCAGCGUCGGAGAAAGUUGUUCAUGCAAACAAAUGUUUGCGUCACAGUCCACACAACUACGAUGAGUUCAAGGACUGCCAAAAUUAGUAGGACCUUUCGCCAAAUGCUGUCAUCAGUGAAGCAUAAACACAAACAUAUUGGACUCUAUGUACCACCUUACAUUGUAUGACCCUGUGCCUUGCACAGAUCGAGGAAGAGUGGACUUGUUUCAAAACCUGGUCCCAGGUACACUUUAUUGCCAAAAGUAUUUGGCCACCUGCCUUGACUCACAUAUGAACUUGAAGUGCCCUCCCAUUCCUAACCCAUAGGGUUCAAUAUGAUGUCAAUCCACCAUUUGCAGCUAUUACAGCUUCAACUCUUCCGGGAAGGCUGUCCACAAGGUUGCGGAGUGUGUUUAAAGGAAUUUUCCACCAUUCUUCCAAAGGCGCAUUGGUGAGGUCACACGCUGAUGUUGGUGGAGAAGGCCUGGCUCUCGGUCUCCGUUCUAAUUAAUCCCAAACGUGUUCUAUCGGGUUCAGGUCAGGACUCUGUGCAGGCCAGUCAAGUUCAUCCACACCAGACUGUGUCAUGCAUGUCUUUAUGGACCUUGCUUUGUGCACUGGUGCACAGUCACGUUGGAAGAGGAAGGGGCCCGAUCCAAACUGUUCCCACAAGGUUGGGAGCAUGGAAUUGUCCAAAAUGUUUUGGUAUCCUGGAGCAUUCAAAGUUCCUUUCACUGGAACUAAGGGGCCAAACCCAACUCCUGAAAAACAACCCCACACCAUACUUCCUCCUCCUCCACCAAAUUUCACCCUCGGCACAAUGCAGUCCGAAAUGUAGCGUUCUCCUGGCAACCUCCAAACCCAGACUGGUCCAUCAGAUUGCCAGAGCAUGGUUCUUCAGUCCAGAGAAGGCGUGUCCACUGCUCUAGAGUCCAGUGGUGACGUGCUUUACACCACUGCAUCCCACGCUUUGCAUUGGACUUGCUGAUGUAUGGCUUAGAUGCAGCUGCUCGGCCAUGGAAACCCAUUCCAUGAAGCUCUCUGCGUACUGUACGUGGGCUAAUUGGAAGUUUGGAGCUUUGUAGCAACGGACUGUGCAGAAAGUCUUUGCACUAUGCGCUUCAGCAUCCUCUGACCCCUAGUAUAGUACCGCCAUACUAAUGAAUCAUAUUAUGUUAUUGCUGGUUUUACGAGCAGAGGAGCAUGUUCGGCAGCGCGCACACACGGAGUACCUACAAGCAGACACGGUGUGUUGACAGAAAAGUAGAGAAUGGACGCAUUUUGGCUUAAAAAGUAAAGAUAAAGGUGAAGUCAUAACACUGAAACGCCCACCGGAUUAGGUGCUUUAAGACAUGGCUAGCUAGCUAGCGGCUAACAUCCAUCCGCAGUCGGCGACAAAUAUAGUAAGUUUCUUACAAGUAUCAUUAUCACUGGAGGACGAGGAAUAGCUAAACAUGCUUCACUACACACCGUAGCUCACCGGCGUCAAAAUGUAAACAAACGCCUUUGGUGGAUCUACACCUGACAUCCGCUGUAAUUACACCAAGUGCAAUAGCGUAUCUUGUCGAUACUACUUUGAUUACGUUGAUAUUUUUUGGCAUCACAACAUCUUCUUUCCUUUUUAAAAAAUUCAUGUUAUGUUUAUAAAGUCAGGAAAUAUGUCCCUGGACACAUGAGGACUUUGAAUAUGACCAAUGUAUGAUCCUGUAACUACUUGGUAUCGAAUCGAUACCUAAAUGUGUGGUAUCAUCCAAAACUAAUGUAAAGUAUCAAAGAAGAGAAGAAUAAGAGAUUAUUACGUUUUAACAAAAGUGUAGAUAGAACAUGUUGAAAUAGAAAGUAAGCAGAUAUUAACAGUAAAUGAACAAGUGGAUUAAUAAUAAAUUUUUACAGUUUGUCCCUCAUAAUGUAGACAAAAUAAUAGGUGUAUAAAUGACACAAUAUGUUACUGCAUACGUCAGCAGACUAAUUAGGAGUCUUUGUUUGUUUACUUACUACUAAAAGACAAGUUGUCUAGUAUGUUCACUAUUUUAUUUAAGGACUUAACUGCAAUAAUAAACAUAUGUUUCAUGUACCCUAAGAUUUUUUGUUAAAAAUAAAUCUGUGAGUGGGGGGUUCUCCUGGUGCCGACAGAUCUCUCGGGAGCCCGGUAGACAGGCUUGAGCACGUCUUUUAUUGUCAUAUAUAUGUCAGAAUUGCUUUCCAGCAGUCUCUGUCUCAUCCGUGUGUGUGUGUCUCUCUCUCUCUGGCUCCAACUCCAACAACGUGUCUCGUCCCGGCUGCUGCUAAUAAGGGCGACAGGGGAUUAGAUAAUAAUCCGAAGCUGGGCAAUCUACUCUGACUUCGAGGCCGGUCCUUACACACCCCAUUCCUGCAGGAGACGCGCGGACCACGCCCCCCUCCACAAAAGCCACAAAUGACAUUUUUUGUGCGGAAACGGGGCUUCCUACCAACUUGACAACACGAGGAGCAGAAUGUGAUCUCGGCGUGGGCGUGGCCUGGACCGCGAGAGGCGUGGCCUGGAGCCUGAGCCACUUCCCCCCGGGCAGGAUCUGACGCCAGCGCGGCCGACCUCCAGGAGAAGAUAUGUACUUUUGUUUUGAAGUUUCGAGUGAGCGUUGAGGUGAGGUGUCAACACACACAUGGACGUGAGGACGCUGAACGAUGCUACCAGGUUCCAAAUCUCUAAAUAGUUGGUUCCUGGGCGACAACACUCCUCAAGAGGACGACGAGACCAUGAGCUGCGAGCAGCGACCAGCCGGCCCCGACACGGACUCCACGUGUGCCCGCCUUUACCACCCGGACUCCUUCUCGGACCCCUCACACCUUUACCCCCCGGACUCCUCCUCAGACCCCUCCCUGCCGGGCGCUCGCAGGCCGGACGGAGGAGACGGCCACCUGGGCUCCCGCUCCUUCCCGCCGGCUCCUUUCCCCAGCCUGGCCGACGGCGUGUGGCCGCCGCCCUCCGGCCCGUCGGGCGGCUGGUCGGGUUACCCCAGCAGCGCGGCGUCCUCCAAGGAGCCGUGCGGAUGCUGCGGCGAGAGCAAGUCUCUGAGCAGCCUGGAGCAGCCCUUCUCUCUGCGCUCCGAGCCGCCCAGCCGCCACCACACCCUUCCCCCCUACAUGUGCUCUCCCCCGGGGGCGGCCUGCUGGGCCCAGUGUCCUGCAGACACCUUCAACAUCCACCCGUGCUUCCAGCAGAAGCGGGCGGACCAGGGUCCUCAGUGUGCCUGCAGAUCUCCCUGGGGGGCCUUCACACCAAUCAGCCACUUCAGCGGGGGUCCUGGGGAGAGGCAGACGUCGCCCAGCAUGCCGCUGCCUUUGGAGCAGAGGAAGGUCUUCGUCACCUACGAGGCCGACCACGACGCGCACGUGAGCGAGAUCAUCAAGUUUGUGGCUCUGCUGCGGCACAACGGCUUCGACACGCACAUCGACAUAUUCGAGCAGCAGUUUCGCAGCAUCAGCAAGAUCGACUUCAUGGAGCGCUACCUGGGCGAGAAGGAGUACCUGAUCAUCAUCAUCAUCAGCCCCAAGUACUACGAGACGGUGACCGCCUCCCACGUCAGCCCCGACAUCGACGAGCGGACCUGCAGCGCCGUCUACAUCCACAAACAGCUGCAGAACGAGUUCAUCCAGAACGGAAGCAAGAAUUUCCGCUUUAUUCCCAUUGUGUUCCCUGGCGCUAAAAGGUGUCACGUCCCAACAUGGCUGCAGAACACGCACGUGUACGCUUGGCCGCUGGACCGCGACGACAUCCUGCGGCGGCUGAUGAGAGUCGAAAAGUACAACCCGCCUCCUAUUGGUGAACUGCCCACCAUCGUGUCCAUCCCCAUAUGAACCUGUAUCACCCUUUAUCACCCUAUAUGACCCCACAUGACCCCAUAUGACCCGGUCUGAUAUGGCAGAACCUUCUUUGAAGUUGUAGCUAGCAGGAAGAUAAUCGAUGCGACACCAACAAUGUUUCAUGUGAAUUGGAAGACAUUUUUAUUUGUGACUAAUUGGAGGAUUUUAAUGUGCAGCCAAUAAACAUAUUUUAUAUAUUGCA
Molecule: messenger RNA, 4337 nt
Organism: Entelurus aequoreus (snake pipefish)
Lineage: Eukaryota; Metazoa; Chordata; Actinopteri; Syngnathiformes; Syngnathidae
Gene: traf3ip2l
Product: TRAF3 interacting protein 2-like
Exons: 12
Coding region: 2957-4129 (390 amino acids)
Biological process (GO): humoral immune response; positive regulation of canonical NF-kappaB signal transduction
Source: RefSeq, a predicted model, not a curated record